Molecule: messenger RNA, 309 nt
Organism: Loa loa (African eye worm)
Lineage: Eukaryota; Metazoa; Nematoda; Chromadorea; Rhabditida; Onchocercidae
Exons: 1
Coding region: 37-309 (90 amino acids)
Biological process (GO): cilium assembly; intraciliary transport
Cellular component (GO): cilium; intraciliary transport particle B; centrosome
Molecular function (GO): tubulin binding
Source: RefSeq, a predicted model, not a curated record
CAGAUCUUCUGAGUAUUUUAUAAUUAAUCCUCGAAUAUGAAAAUUUCCUCAGGUUCUAUGGAAACAAAGCUGCAAACGAUCGUGGAUGGUUUAAAUGACGAACCGUUUAAAAUGAACUUGAAUUUGAUCAACUUCGAUGCGAUAUCCAAUGAGCAAUUGCUGCAAAUUCUGAGUAAUGUGCUGCUUUGGAUCGAAGGACUAGAUGCGGUGGAUAUCCAUGAAGAAGCAGCCGAUGUUACGGCACUUCGUCUAUUCAAUUCUCUUCGUGUCCUCAAGUACCGUCCACCGGCUGAUAUCGAAAAACUGUAA